This is a messenger RNA of Closterium sp. NIES-67, 1355 nucleotides long. The record is from the annotation of a GenBank genome assembly. NCBI's taxonomy places the organism in Eukaryota, Viridiplantae, Streptophyta, Zygnematophyceae, Desmidiales, Closteriaceae.
AUCGAAUUUGCACCUUCACACACUUUCUCGAGACUGCCUUACUCUCCUCACCGAGCGUUCCUGAACCUGCCACAGCCACAAUUCGCCUAUAUCCAUGGCACUUCACUUCAGCUCACCCAUCCCACACAACUCGCACUUCCACAUGUUCCUCCCUCUCACCCCAGCCAUGGAGCCUGUCCCAGCUAUAGGCUUUCCGCUCUUCGCGGACUCGCUACACGCAAGCAAGCGCCUUCGAUCCUUCUCAUCUUCCCCCGUCGCCGUCCCUCCAGCAACUCUCCUCGACACGACCCUGAGCUUAUCCUCCUCUAAUCCCAUCGCCACCCCGCCGCCGUGCCGGCCGUGCCACGGCGCAACAUUGGAACAGUGCUCCCCUGCGCCUUGCGCGCCGUGCGACGGCAACACCAAUGCUGCGCUCCCCUUCCUCGCGAUGCUCCGCCGGUUCAAGCCGCAAGGAGCCCACAUGAUUCCGCAUAUCUCGCACAUGAUCAGCGCCAGCCCGCUCCAGCGGACCAAUCAGCCGCUCGCCACGGUUCAUGCAGCAACUCCCGCGCGCAGUUCCCGCCGCGCGCUGUCCGCUCCCGCCUGUGGAAGCCCUCCGCCGCGCCGUGAAACGCUCGCACGCCGCAGCCGGCCUCGACGAGGAGGUUACCAGCCGCCCUCGGGCCGCACUCCCCUCAAAUCUCCCCUCGCAUUUGCCGUCAAAUGCGCUCGCAGCCGGUGCCGCGGCUUCGGGACUCCCGGCAGUGCUUCCGUCCGACGCUGACGUGGCGGAGCGGCUCGUGAAGUACGACAGGCUGACGUCAUCUCUCCGUGGCUCCCUACCGCCCGCGAAUCUCGCGCAGUGGGACAAGGCGGUGGGCAAGCUUAGAGACCGAGUCGCGAUGAAGGAGGAGUUUGGAAACGACGUGAACGGGUUUCUGCUGUUCCUCCACGCGCAGCUCGGCGCGCAGCAGCCGUCGGCGCGCAAGGCGCUUCAGCUGUUCGCGGCAUUCAAGCAGGCGCAGAGGCAGAAGCAGAAUGCGGGAGCCGCCGCGAUGGGAACCGAAGUGUCGGCGGCGGAUUCGCAGCGUGUCUCUGUAAAGGUUCAAGCUCCUUUUCGCGACUACGUGUCGUCAGACGACGACACGACUUCCGUGUGCAGCAACCACCCCGAACCUGCGGAACUGAUAGAGGCUCGGGCCGAGCCUCAGGCUGGCUCGACACUCCCCGCCUGAACUCAUCUGGUCCCGUGCCUUCUGCUAGCGGGUUUCAAGGGGAGGUGUGUCGCAGCAGCGGAAUGUCGAGCAGCUGAGGUUGGGUCAGCCGGGUGCUGCCCUCGGGAUUGACGCCACGUGUCCUGCUGUUGCGAAGAAGAU